AAAGGUGGGCGGUGAAUAUUUUUCGGCAAAUCUUACGGGAAAAGAAGCCCAAAUCUGCAAUCUGCAUAUAUAAUUGGCACGCUCUCUCCUUCUCCCUGCCCCGACUUAUAAUUCAAACCAAGAGAGCAAAAUCCCAUCAAAACAGCCCCAUUCCCAUAUGGGGCUGCUUUUGCUUUAGCCAUACCCAUUACCCCCCAUCAUCACCCACAUCUCCCUCUCCCUCUCUGUAAUUCCCUUUCUUUUCUUUCAUUGUUUUCCUUUGAGGUCGAUCCAAUCUGUAAUCCGCCAAUCCAAUCUGCUAUCAAUCUUUCUGGGUUUACCUUUUUGCUCCAGAGAUGGCUCCCGAGAGGAAAUACAUUUCGCUGGACGAGUUGAAGAAGCACAACAAGCCCGGGGAUUUGUGGAUCUCGAUCCAGGGCAAGGUCUACAAUGUCACCGAUUGGGUCGACGAGCACCCCGGAGGCGACGCCGCCCUCCUCAACCUCGCCGGCCAGGACGCUACCGACGCCUUCAUCGCCUUCCACCCCGGCUCCGCCUGGCACUACCUCGAUCGGUUUUUCACCGGAUACCAUCUCGAAGAUUUCCGGGUUUCUGAAAUCUCCAAAGAUUACCGUAAACUCGCGAACGAGUUCGCCAAGGCCGGAAUGUUCGAGAAGAAAGAACAUGUCGUCGUUUACUCCCUCUUCUUCGUCGCCUCCCUCUUCGCUCUAUCCGUUUGCGGCGUGCUUUACAGUGACAGUUUCUGGGUCCAUUUAGUUGCCGGCGGGAUUCUGGGGUUCGCUUGGGUUCAGGUUUCGUACCUGGGUCACGAUUCCGGGCACUACAACAUGAUGACGACGCGAGGAUUCAACAAAAUGGCACAGAUUCUGAUCGGAAAUUGCUUGACGGGGAUCAGCAUUGCGUGGUGGAAGUGGACCCACAACGCCCACCACAUCGCCUGCAACAGCCUCGACCACGAUCCCGACCUCCAGCACCUCCCGCUCUUCGCCGUCUCCUCCACCCUGUUCCGCUCGAUCACGUCGAGGUUCUACGGCCGGAAACUCACAUUCGAUUCCGCCGCGAGAUUCUUCGUCAGCUACCAGCACAUUACAUUCUACCCCGUGAUGUGCAUCGCCAGGGCCAACCUCUUUCUGCAGACGUUCUUGCUCCUCUUCUCGAAGCGGAGAGUUCCCGACAGGGCUCUGAACAUUCUCGGAAUCGUCGUCUUCUGGACCUGGUUCCCUCUCCUUGUUUCGGCCUUACCCAAUUGGACCGAACGAUUCCUCUUCGUCCUGGUGAGCUUCACGGUGACGUCGAUCCAACACAUCCAGUUCUGUUUGAACCAUUUCUCGGCGGAUGUCUACGUGGGGCCGCCGAAGGGGAACAACUGGUUCGAGAAGCAGACGAGCGGGACAAUUGACAUAUCGUGCUCGGCGUGGAUGGACUGGUUCCACGGCGGGCUGCAGUUUCAGCUGGAGCACCAUUUGUUCCCGAGGCUGCCGAGGUGCCAGUUGAGGAAGGUAUCGCCAUUGGUGAGGGAGCUCUGCAAGAAGCACGGCUUGCCGUACCGGAGCUUGUCGUUCUAUGAGGCGAACGUGACGACGAUCAGGACUCUCCGGGACGCGGCGAUGCAGGCCAGGAACUUGCUCUGGGAUGCGGUGAACACCCAUGGCUGAGGAUGAUGAUGAGCUCUGCUCUAUACAGCUAGCUCCAUCUCAUAUUGUCUUUGUCUGGGUUUAUUGUGAUCAUCCAUUAAUAAACAACGAGCUGUUUUUUUUUAUGGUUGGGGGGGCGAUUUGAAUUUGAAAAAGAAAAGCCUUGUUCUUAUUAAAAUUUUUCCACCCCCGAGGUUGGCUCGAUCUUAUUAGAUUUUUCAAUUACAUACAUAUAUCCACAUACUUUGGUC
Molecule: messenger RNA, 1885 nt
Organism: Diospyros lotus (date-plum)
Lineage: Eukaryota; Viridiplantae; Streptophyta; Magnoliopsida; Ericales; Ebenaceae
Product: delta(8)-fatty-acid desaturase-like
Exons: 1
Coding region: 336-1655 (439 amino acids)
Biological process (GO): lipid metabolic process
Cellular component (GO): membrane
Molecular function (GO): oxidoreductase activity, acting on paired donors, with oxidation of a pair of donors resulting in the reduction of molecular oxygen to two molecules of water
Source: RefSeq, a predicted model, not a curated record